AUCAUUUAUUUACGUUUUAUUAUACUCUUCUCUCUUCUUCUACAUCUCUUCUUCUCCUUUUUUUUCCCUUCACACAAACAAAACACAAUACUUUGCUUCCAGGGUUUCGUUUUUCUCCUCUGUAAAUUCUCUCCUCUCCGAUCUCCGUCAAUUUUCAAUUUCGUGAACUUCCGAUUCGCAAAGAUCCGGUUACGUUUUUUUGGUUUUUUUUGGUUGUUUGGUGGCGGAACCCUAAUUUUAUCGGGAUUUGGAAGAUUUCAUGCGAUGCGAAGAGGAAUUGAGGUUCGUUUAGGUGUUUGAAGAUCUUGCGGUUUUGGUUUGGUUCGAUUUGAUUUGAUUUUUGAAAAAAAAAGAAAAAAGAAAAGAGGUAUCGCGAUUCGCGAUGGAUGUGGAUUUUAAUGGUGAUGUAGCGAGUUUGGAUGCUGAGCUUUUGCAGUUACCUGAGUUGUCUCCUUUGGCUAUUAAAACGAAUCCUUUUGUUGCCGAGAAGCUAUUUGAUCAAUGGCUUUCGCUUCCUGAUACUGCCGCUUUGGUGAAAUCUUUGAUUAAGAAUGCCAAAGGUGGCGGUCCAUUGAAUGUGUCUACUACAUCGUCUGGGACAAAUGUCGUGGCAACUAAUUCUUUGCCGUCCAUGUUUCCUGCUGGAAGUACACCUCCACUUUCUCCAAGAAGCUCAUCUGGUUCACCUCGAAUCUCAAAGCACAGGGCUGGACCCUCUUCAUUGGGGUCUCCUCUGAAAUUAAUUAAUGAGCCUGCAAAAGAACUGAUACCACAGUUUUACUUUCAAAAUGGUCGCCCCCCUCCAAAUGAAUUGAAGGAACGCUGUUUGUUUAGGAUAAACCAGUUCUUUUAUGGUCAUACUGAUGGGCUACAAAUGAAUGAGUUUAAACCAAUUACAAAGGAAAUAUGCAAGCUGCCCUCGUUCUUCUCCGCUGUCCUUUUUAAGAAGAUCGAUGUUGACGGCACUGGCGUCAUAACCAGGGAUGCCUUUGUUGAUUAUUGGAUACACGGGAACAUGUUGACAAAAGAUAUAGCAACUCAAAUGUACACAAUCUUGAAGCAGCCGGACCUUAGAUACCUCGUGCAGGAUGACUUCAAACCCAUUCUUCGGGAACUUUUGGCAACACAUCCAGGGUUGGAGUUCUUACAGAGCACACCUGAAUUUCAAGAGCGUUAUGCUGAAACUGUAGUAUACAGAAUAUUUUAUUACGUAAAUCGAUCGGGUAAUGGCCGUCUUACCCUCAAGGAGCUGAGACGUUCUGACCUUAUUGCUGCAAUGCAACAUGCGGAUGAAGAAGAUGACAUUAACAAGGUCCUAAGGUACUUCUCGUAUGAACAUUUUUACGUGAUAUAUUGCAAGUUUUGGGAGCUUGACACCGAUCAUGAUUUUCUCAUUGAUAAAGAGAACCUCAUUCGAUAUGGCAACCACGCCCUUACGUACAGGAUUGUUGAUAGAAUAUUUUCUCAGGUUCCUAGGAAGUUCACCAGUAAAGUUGAAGGGAAGAUGGGCUACGAAGAUUUUGUUUACUUUAUAUUGUCAGAGGAGGAUAAAUCAUCAGAGCCUAGUCUUGAAUACUGGUUCAAAUGCAUAGAUAUGGAUGGAAAUGGGGUUAUAACUAGGAAUGAGAUGCAAUUCUUUUAUGAGGAGCAGUUGCAUAGAAUGGAAUGCAUGGCCCAAGAGCCAGUGCUUUUUGAGGAUAUUUUGUGUCAAAUAGUUGACAUGGUCAGUCCAGAGAAUGAAAGCUAUUUUACAUUACGUGAUUUGAAGGGAAGCAGGCUCUCCGGUAGUGUUUUUAACAUACUUUUUAACCUCAAUAAGUUCAUGGCUUUUGAAACCCGCGACCCCUUCCUAAUUCGUCAGGAGCGUGAGAACCCAAAUCUGACUGAAUGGGAUCGCUUCGCUCACAGAGAAUAUAUUAGGCUCUCAAUGGAGGAAGAUGCAGAGGAUGCCUCCAAUGGAAGUGCAGAUGUCUGGGAUGAAUCACUUGAGGCUCCCUUCUGAGUUCUAGUCUGUGAGAUAGAAUGGUGUGCCUAUUAGCAAAUCUUGUUUCAAGCUGGCUAUUGAGUUGCAAAGAGUUAGUUUGCACGGAACAGUCAAGUGGGACAAGCUUAUCCGUGUGUGUCACCAAGAUGUUAUUAUGAGAUAGCCGAGGAGGAAAUGUUUGUUUGAACUGCAUAGAGUAUGCUCUCAUGAAGUAUAAGGGCAUGCUAGUGUUGGAAGCUCCUGACUUGAAACAUCAAGGGCUUUGCAAGUGCGCCGAUUGGUGAUAGAUGAUUAAUGAAAAACUAGAUUCCAGUAGUUCAUAACUUCGCUCCACGCUUGUUCCCUCUUUAGCUGUACCAAGUCCAUAUUUCUUAUUUAUUUGUUCUAGUGCCGAUUUUUGGUGGUUGCAAAUACAGUUUUUCUUGAAGAGGUUUAGUAUGGCUAGUCCCACAGCCCAUGUGGAUCAGCUUUUUGCUCCUUCUAUUAUUCUUUUGUGGAUUAGACUCUUCUUUUAGUGGCAUGUGAAUCAUGGUAGUUCUGUAUUGACUGUGUAAUGAUAUAUGGCUUCCCUAUUUCUGUCAGCCUUUCUAA
Molecule: messenger RNA, 2575 nt
Organism: Solanum lycopersicum (tomato)
Lineage: Eukaryota; Viridiplantae; Streptophyta; Magnoliopsida; Solanales; Solanaceae
Product: serine/threonine protein phosphatase 2A regulatory subunit B''beta
Biological process (GO): protein dephosphorylation
Cellular component (GO): protein phosphatase type 2A complex
Molecular function (GO): protein phosphatase regulator activity; calcium ion binding
Source: RefSeq, a predicted model, not a curated record